UCAACAGAUGAGCAGAAACAUGAAUAACUAGCUAAAACUAGUAAAAGCUCCAAAUCCUGAGAAUAUUAUCAGCCAGAAACAUGCUGUUGUCAGGUAAAGUGAUCCAAUUCAAGAGCCAUUACUUAAUGGACAGAAAUCAUGUAAUAAGAGGCACAAACGUGGGACGACUGCCUAGGAAACAGGAGACCUGAGGUCAAAUACUGGAAAAUGAUUAAAAAGGACAACAGUGCUGUGCAGCCUGACCUUUAAUGCUCACACAUCAGGAGUGGUCUUUACAGUACUGGGUUACUUGAAUCUUUCAUUUUUGCCAUCUGAUACCUUGAAAUUAAAUAAUAAAGAAGUGAAAUUCUUCACUACGACAAAUAUUUCGAAGCGAUGAAUAAUCUACAAGAAAACCAGUAUCUAGUGGCUAGGCCCAUAUAUUCGGAAAACUCAUUUUCUUCAAAACAUGAAAAAAUAAACAGGUAUCACAAAACAUUUUUGGAUCACCUCAAGGGGUUCUUUGGGUGUUCUGCUGCAAAGGCCAAGCGAAUAGCCUUUACUUUCCUACCUAUAGCUUCAUGGCUUCCUAUGUAUAAUUUCAAGGAAUGGUUACUCAGUGACAUUAUUUCUGGUAUCAGCACUGGGACUGUGGCAAUAUUGCAAGCCUUGGCGUUUGCUCUACUUGUGAAUGUGUCUCCUGCGUAUGGACUUUAUUCUGCAUUUUAUCCUGUCAUCAUUUAUUUUUUUUUGGGAACUUCCAAGCAUAUAUCAGUAGGUCCUUUUCCUGUUUUGAGUUUGAUGGUAGGGACAGUCGUACUGCGAUUAGUUCCAGAUAUUAGCAAUGGAAUGGUAAAUGGAACUGACACAGUGCUCUUCAAUAUGACAAAUGAAACAGAAGGCCUAUCAAUUGCUGAGAAAAGGGUUAUUGUUGCAGGAACUGUGACGGUCCUUGCAGGGAUUUUUCAGCUGGCUUUGGGGUUACUACAAAUUGGUUUCAUAGUAAUCUAUUUAUCGGAUCCCUUAAUAAGCGGAUUCACCACAGGUGCAGCUGUUCAGGUUUCUGUGUCUCAAAUAAAAUUCCUCCUCGGAAUUAAAGUAGCGAACUUCAGUGGACCUCUGGCCUUCUUUUAUACCUUAAAAGACAUCAUAUUAAAGAUUACAGGCACCAACAUUGCAGAUCUUGUCACAUCGAUUAUCAUUAUGGUUGUGGUUUUCAUUGUCAAAGAAGUGAACGAACGUUACAAAUCAAAAAUUCCUAUACCAAUCCCUAUCGAGCUUAUUAUGACAGUUCUCGCAACUGGGAUCUCAUAUGCAUUUGAUUUUCGUAAAAGAUUUAAUGUACAGGUUAUUGGAAUCCUAGAAAGAGGAUACCAGGCUCCAAUAACACCAGAUGUUUCAAUUUUUCAAGAGUGCAUUGCUGAUGGAUUUGCUAUUGGGAUUGUUGCUUUUGCUGUAGGAUUUUCUGUUGCUAGAGUAUAUUCAAUCAAACACGAUUACCCUAUAAAUGGAAGCCAGGAGUUAGUAGCAUUUGGAAUUGGCAAUAUAUUCUGUGGUUGCUUUAGAGGGUUUGCAGUUAGCACAUCUCUGUCAAGAUCAGCAGUUCAGGAAAGCACUGGCGGCAAAAGCCAGAUUGCUGGUGUUCUUUCAGCUCUAAUAGUUAUGAUUGUUACGUUGGCUAUUGGGUUCCUCCUGGAAACCUUACCAAAGUCCGUGCUUGGAGCGCUAGUCUUAAUUAAUUUAAAGGGGAUGCUGAUGCAGUGUGAACAAAUUCCCAUAUUGUGGAGAAAGGAUAGAUAUGACUGUUCUGUAUGGGUGGUAACUUUUAUAGCUGCUGUUGUGCUGGGACUUGACCUUGGAUUGGCUGCAGGUGUUGGAUACGAGCUGCUGACUGUUGUGUUCCGUACACAGUUCCCAAAAUGUACCUUGGUAGCUAGCAUUGGAAGAACCAACAUCUACAAAAACCGAAAGGACUACACAGAUAUUUAUGAGCCAGAGGGAGUGAAGAUUUUCAAAUGUCCUUCUCCAAUAUUUUUUGCUAAUGCUAAUUUCAUUAAGGACAAACUUACGGCAGCUGUCGGGUUUAAUCCAUUGAGGGUGUUAAGGAAACGUAAUAAGGCCCUGCGAAAAAUAAAAACUAUGUUGAAAAAAGGAGAUUUGCACGUAUCACCUAAAGGUUUGGUUUGCACAUCGUACGAUAAUUACAUAGAUAUGGAGGAGGAUGAUAUUGAAUUUGAUAAUAACAGAGUGGAAGAGCUGCACAAGCCUAUAAAAACCGACGAUCUUCCUUUUAAAAUUGACUGGAAUUCAGAUCUUCCAAAUGGCAUAAUAGUUCCAAGUGUUGAUAUCCAUAGCUUAAUUCUUGAUUUUGGAGCUGUUUCAUUUAUUGAUAUCUCUGGAAUGAAAGCCCUCAAAGGGAUUAUAAAAGAAUUUUUGAAGAUUGAAAUUGAAGUGUACAUUGCUAAUAUUGACAGUGAUGUCUUGGAUAAACUGAAGAACUGUGAGUUUUUUGAUGAUGACAUUUCAACAUCAAUGUUUUUCAUCACUGUCCAUGAUGCUGUGCUUUUUGUGUUUGAAAAAAAAUGCAUGAAACAGCCUUAUGAAAUGAGCGCAUUAAAGCUGAGCGGAUAUAGCCCAUAUGUAAGUGGUUACACUAAUGGAGAUUUGCGUCACAGAGAACUUGCUAUACCAAGUGAAACAAAAUUUUGAUGCAUUUAUAAGAACUAAUUUUCUGACUUGAAGUACUACUACAAGCGGUUUCUUUCUCACUUACCAUUUUAAUAACUGAAUGGGGCCAAAUUAAUAUGUUUUGUUCAACAAUUCAAUAGCAUGUGUUCAAAAGCAUAUUGUAUUAUCAGACCUCAUCAAUAGGGACAUUAAACGCAAACAAAAAUUGACAUGCAUAAGGAAGAUUUUUUUUAAAAUAUAUUGAAAUAUUAUUUGAUUGAAAAAGGAUGCUAAAAAAGUUUUUUAGCAGACAAAUAUUGGAAAAAAAGAAAAAGAAAUUUGGAUUUCAAUUGUGAAUAGAAAAAAUUUUGCCACAAGUUUUUAACAAGAGUUAUCACAGUUCCUUUUGAAGUACAUAUGCUCCAUGCACCGCACUGAAAUGCCACGCCUGUUUAGAGAGUGGCGCAAACUGAGUCACCUCUGAUGCGAUAGAUGCUACUGCUGUCUCUUUAGGUCCAGUUUCAUACCGGCUCAUCUGAUCAUAAUAUUUUUUAAAAGAAUAGUAGUAAAGUCCUGCAAUCUGUUUAUUCAACACUAGGUGACAGCACUGGGUGUAUUUUCUACAUGUACUGUAUCUGGUUCACUAUGUAUGUACAGGAGUAACAGAAGUUAAAAAAUUCUAUAGCAGUUUAACCAGGAUAUAUCCACACAAAACAAUUAAAUCAUUAUCAUUAAAGGGACAGUCAACCACAGCAUUUUUGUUGUUUACAAAGAAAGAUAAUCCCUUUAUUACCCAUUCCCCAGUUUUGCAUAACCAACACUGUUAUAUUAAUAUACAUUUUACCUCUGUAAUUACCUUGUAUCUAAGCCUCUGCAGACUGCCCCCUUAUUUCAGUUCUUUUGACAGACUUGCAUUUUAGCCAAUCAGUGCUCACUCCAGGGUAACUUCACGUGCAUGAGCUCAAUGUUAUCUAUAUGAAACACAUGAACUAAUGCCCUCUAGUGGUCAAAAUCAUUCAGAUUAGAGGCAGUCUUCAAGGUCUAAGAAAUUAGCAUAUGAACCUCCUAGAAUUAGCUUUCAGCUAAGAAUACCAAGAGAACAAAGCAAAAUUGGUGAUAAAAGUAAAUUGGAAAGUUGUUUAAAAUUACAUUCCCUAUUUGAAUCAAGACAGUUUUUUUUGGACUUGACUGUCCCUCUAAGUGAGACACAUAUAGUGCUCUAUCACUAAAUAAUAUUAAUGUGAGUUUGAUCAAAGGGAAAUGAAAACCCAAAAUGUUAUUUCAUGAUUCAGAUAGAGCAUACAGUUUUAAAGAACUUUCCAAUUUACUUCUAUUAUAUAAUUUGCUUAAUUAUCUUAGUAUCUUUUGUUGAAGAAGCAGCAGUGCACUACUGGGAGCUAUCUAAACACAUUGGUCAUCCAUUUACAAAAGGCAUAUAUGUGCAACUACCAAUCAGCACCUCCUGAGUAUACCUAGGUAUCCUUUUCAAAAAAGAAUAUCAACAGAAAAAAAUAAUCAGAUAAUAGAAGUAAAUUGGAAAGUUGUUUAAAAACCAUUGCUUUAUCUGAAUCAUGAAAUAAAAAAAUUGGGUUUCAUAUCCCUUUAAGUUGCUCAUAUUGAGCCACUAUGAGAAACAUGCCUUUAAACACCUUGUUUUUUCUUAUGAAGAAUAUGUUCUAUGCAAAUAGUUAAUAUUUGGAUAGAUAGGUAUAAAAAAUUAUAGAUAAGCACUGAAAAAGAUCUAAAUGAGAAAUAGUGCGAAAAAGGUCAAGCCUGCCCUUGGAACAACUAACAGAAAACUUAAAUGUAUGUCUGGCUCCAUAUCAAAAAGUUUAACAUAACUAUUAUGAUACAAUAUCAUUUCAUUUUUCUUAUGUCCUCUCACUGUUUGAUUGCUAUUACAUUUUUGUCUGGUGAUUUUCACUACAACAUCUAUGUAGAAGGAUUAUUACACAGGUCCUGCUCUCUAAAAAAAUAGUUAUUACAUCUUUACAGUUAAAUGGAUAAAGCUUCCUUAUGAGAAGUUAUACAAUAAAUACAUUAUUUAAUAUGAUGAAUUCAUAUGUUUUGUUUUUGUUACUGUUGUUGAGGAGAGUCGUAUAGAGCGAGGCAGAGAGUUCCACAAAACAGGGGCCAGCCAAAGGAAGUCUUGUAGACGGUAAUGUGAGGAGGUAACAAGAGAGGAGCAGAGAAGGAGGUAAUGAGCAGAGCGAAGGGGACAGGAGGGAGUGUAUCUGGAGACUAAGUUGGAGAUAUAGGCCCAUAUUUAUCACGCUCCAUACGGAGCUUGAAGGGCAGUGUUUCUGGCGAGUCUUCAGACUCGCCAGAAACACAAGUUAUGAAGCAGCGGUCUAAAGACCGCUGCUCCAUAACCCUGUCUGCCUGCUCUGAGCAGGCGGACAGGAAUCGCCGGAAAUCAACCCGAUCGAGUACGAUCGGGUUGAUUGACACCCCCCUUCUGGCGGCCGAUUGGCCGCGAGUCAGGAGGGGGCGGCGUUGCACCAGCAGUUCUUGUGAGCUGCUGGUGCAAUGUUAAAUGCAGAGAGCGUAUUGCUCUCCGCAUUUAGCGAGGUCUUGCAGACCUGAUCCACACUGUCGGAUCAGGUCCGCAAGACCUUUGAUAAAUAGGGGCCAUAGGGUGGAGCAGUAUUAUUGAGAGCUUUAAAAGUUAGAGUCUGGAUUUUAUGUCUCAUUCUGGAGGUUAGAGGAAGCCAGUGAAGGGACUGGCAGAAAGGUGCAGCCGAUGAGGAGCGACCUGUUAGGAAGAUUAGCCUGGCAGAAGCAUUUAUUAUGGACAUAGAUGGCAGCUAUGUAGGCCGGAGAGGAUGGAGUUGCAAUAGUCAAAGCGGGUAAUGAUGAGAGAGUAAAUUAAAGUCUUAGUUGUGUCUAGUGUGAGGAAGUCGUGAAUUAUGGAGCUGUUUUAAAGGUGGAGGCGGCAGGAAUUAGCCAAAGACUGGAUGUGGAGAGUGAAAGAGAGAUCUGUGUCAAGUGUGACCCCAAGACAUCGUGCAUGCGGGGUUGGGGUAAUGAUGUUAUUAUCAACAGUUAGAGAAAGUUGGGGGCUUUUAUUAGAAGGGGGGGAAAUAAGGAGCUCAGUUUUGGAGAGAUUUAGCUUAAGGUAGUGAGAGGACAUCCAUGAAGAAAUAUUAGAAAGACAGUUAGUGACACGAGUUAGUAAGGAAGGGGAUAGGUCUGGGGCAGAGAUGUGGAUUUGGGUAUCAUGAGAAUUGCAGGGGACCAAGGACAGAGCCUUGUGGUACCCCAACAGAAAGUGGUAAAGGGUCAGAGUAUGUGCCAGAGAAGGUUACACUAAAGGUCUUGUUAGACAGGUAAGAGGAGGGCCAAAAGCGAGCAGUGUCACAGAUGCCGAUGGAUUAGAGGGUUUAGAGCAGAGAGUGUGGUCAACAGUGUCAAAGGCUGCAGACAGAUCAAGAAGGAUUAACAAAGAAAAGAGGCCUUUUAAUUUUGUUGUAAUUAGAUCAUUAGUAACCUUAGGAUUGCAGUUUUUGUGGAUUGUUGGGGGCAAAAUCCAGAUUGCAAUGGUUCAAGGAGGGAGUUUAAUGUGAGGAAACAUGAUAAACGUGUAUAUAAGAGACUUUACAGAAGUUUUGAGGCGAGGGGGAGUAGGGAAAUAGGGCAGUAGUUGGAAGGGGAUAAUGGAUCAAGAGAAGAUUUUUUGAGGAUUGCUGUGAUUAGUGCAUGUUUAAGGGAUGAGGGCAAUAUACCAGUGCUGAGGGAGAGAUUAAAAAUAUAUGUGAGGAUAGAAGUAGAAGAGAGGGAGGGCAGUAAUUGGGAGGGGAUGGGACAGGUAGGGGACAGGUAGUGUGGUGAGAGGAGGCUAUAAGGGCAGAUACGUCUUCCUCAUUAGCAGGAGCAAAAAAGCGGAGUCUGUGGCUUUGUGGGUUUUGGAUAUUGGUGAUCGGUUGAGGGGGUUGGAGACUGAUAGUGUGUUGAGAUAUUAUUUUGUUUCUGAUAGAAUCUAUUUUGUUGGUGAAGUGGUUGGAAAAAUCUUGAGCUGAGAGAAAAGUGGAAAUAGGAGAUGGGGGUGGGCAGAGAAGGGUGUAAAAAGUGGAGAACAGGCGCUUUGGGUUUCAAGAAAGAGUAGAGAUCAGAGUAGAGAAGUAAUCCUGCUUGGAGAGGUUAAAGGCAGAAUAGUUGGAGUUUAAGAUGAACUUGUAAGGAAGGAAGUCAGCUGAACAAUGGGAUUUUCUCCAAUGUCACUCAGCAAUGCCGUAAAAAAUCUGCAUAAGUAGCAUGUCAGAUGAGUAUGCCAGGGCUGAGGAUGAGUGUGUAACUUUUGGGUUAUGGUAUGAGGUGCCAAACUGUCAAGGACUGCUGUAAGAGUAGAAUUAUAGUGACAGAUAGAUUGGCCAGGGCAGGAAAAGGAGCAAAUAGAAGAGAGCAGAGGUUUGAGAGAGUUUGAAAGAUGUUACCGAUCAAGUGACUUAAUGCUCCUGCAGAAUUUGGUGUGAGGGCAGUAGGAAGUGCUGUGAUAUUACAAGUGAGGAGAUGAUGGUCAGAAAAAGGAAAGCAGUAAUUUGUGAACUUUGAGAGAGUGCUUCGAAAGCUGAAAAUCAGAUCAAGGGAGAGUCAGACCAUAGUGACAUACCGUACGAGGAAGUUUUUUUGCAGCAGGGGUAGUGGGAUUGUUGACAAGGAGCUGGAAAUCUUCAAGAAUGAGGGAAGGGAUGGCUGAGCAGAGGCAAUAAAGUAGCCAUAAUGGGCAAUAUAUAAUCGCAACACACAGAGAUAGAGGAGAGAAUAAGAUAAUCAUGUGGGUUUCGAAGGAAGAAAAUGUGAGGGAAGAGAUGGGUUGUAUUUGUUGAAAGGGGAAAGUAGGUACACAGAGCAAGAGUUCCAGAUAUGACCAAAUGUCUAUUUAAUAUUAACAUUCAUUACAAUUAAUUUGCAAAUAUUGUACAAGUAACACAUUAAAUGGACAUUGCAGUCAAAAAUUUAACUACACAUUAGUUCAUUUCAAAUUUGAUUAAACAUUAUUGCAAUAUACUUUAUUAAGCAAAACUGCAGCUAGCGAAACUAACAGUUUUAUUGAUAAUGUGUUCUGUGCACAUGACUUGUGGAGUAUACUUAUCUAUGUCUUGUACACUAGAAUUCAUUUUUCAGAUUGCAGUUGGUGUCCCAUAUUAUGUAGUCAGUCAUGUAUCGAUACAAAACUGAAAUAAAUUAAAUUAGUGUGCAGGUCAAUUUUGACUAAAAUGUUUUAAUUUUUUUACUUUAUUAUGAAAGCUAUUCAAAGUACAAUGUAUAUAUUUCCUAUAUGGUUCUUCCAUUUAUAUUGUAUUACUUACUCUGUUCUUAUCAAACAUCAUCUAUAUACCUUCAAAUAUUUGCUGCUAUAACCUAUUAUGAAAUUGUUACAUUCUGUGUACUAAUAAUUUGAUUGUUGUUAAAUAAAAAUGAUAAAUUGAAUACAGGUCACUUUUUUAAACAAACAAAAAAUGUAACCAAAUUUAAUUGUAUAUAAUUAAAUUCAUGUGUGUUAAAGUGUUUUA
Messenger RNA from Bombina bombina (fire-bellied toad), 8159 nucleotides. Its product is annotated as chloride anion exchanger-like. Gene Ontology annotation, molecular function: secondary active sulfate transmembrane transporter activity; chloride transmembrane transporter activity; bicarbonate transmembrane transporter activity. The record is from RefSeq and is a predicted model, not a curated record. Gene Ontology annotation, cellular component: membrane. NCBI's taxonomy places the organism in Eukaryota, Metazoa, Chordata, Amphibia, Anura, Bombinatoridae. Bases 376 to 2688 code for a protein of 770 amino acids. Gene Ontology annotation, biological process: transmembrane transport. The transcript is spliced from 21 exons.